AUGGAACAAGUCUACAAUCAAGAUGCUAUUAACGGUAUACUGUAUUUUCUUCAUUCCAAAAAGUUUAGUCCAUUUGACGCACAUGGAGAACUCAUGGAUACAGUUGGCAAGGAAGUGAUGUCAGUGGAAGAAAUCGAAGAGUUUUAUGAGAAGAUUGAACGUGGAGAGUACAAUUUGAAGCAGAAGAAGGAGGUGACGUUGGAGAGGAUUCUGAAAUUGCCGAAUUUCGUACCGAAAUAUGUUAAUGUUGAAACGCGACUCCGUCUCCGAAAAACCUCUUUUGGUAUCCGAGAUUUUCUGGACAACGAAACUUAUAAUAUCGACAAACUGACAUAUGAAUACGGCAGUGACUACAUCAAGAUUUCGGGCGAUGAAGCGUUUGCUGUGAAAUAUGAAAACAUUGACGGCGGGAUUCUUAUGAGAAACAAUGGAAAUUUGCAGCUGAUUCAAGAAAAAUCUGAAGACAAAAAGAUUGGAAUUGUUCAGUCAGACUUGAUGGCUAUUCUAAGGCAUGAGAAGCUUCGAAUCCAAAUAUUGAAACUCCAAAAGAGAUUAACUUCGGACGAUGGAAAUUAUGAGUUCGGAGAAGACGUUUUAAAACGUGCGUUUUCUCAACUAAUCCAACAGCUCAAAGUCAGAAAAUUGAUCUCUGGAACUGAUGAGUUAGUUCUUGUAAUGACAAAAAUGGACCCAAGUUAUCUGCAAUCACUUCGCCUUACCGAAGUUCAUACUACCAAUUAUUUCAAAGAAACAAUAUAUGGACUGCCGCAAUGGAAGAAUCUGAAAAUAAUGCACGUCAACAAUAAUUUGUCCAGUGUUAGAGAUAUUAUCGAGAACUGGACACAUUUCCGCGUUGCUCGGCUGAAAUUUGAUUGCCUUAGAGUUAUUUUGAAGAACGAGUUUGUACAUGAUGGUGUCAUAGAAUUGAUAAAGAAACUUCGCGGUAGCCCCAACCUCCGACAAUACCGGAUACAACUCCAUCGUAUUUCCGUUGCCGAAUACAAUAAAAUUCUUGAGACUCUCCGGACCGGAAUCUUCACUAACAAGAAGUCGAACUUAGGCAAUUUCGAGUAUCCAAGAUCAAGCGGAACGGUGGAGAUGGUCGUAACAAGGAAAAGUAUAUGGUUUGAGGAACAAAGUGUGUCGGGAGAUUGGUCGGAGGAAGAGGAUGAGGAUUAUGAAACCAUGCCGCAAAAUUUCAGUCAGGAAGAUCUCAAUGGAGAAGUGGAGGAGAAGCCAGAAAUGACGAUGGCAAAGGUUUUUAAUGUCCCAGGCUUUGCUGAGCAAUACUUGGAUAUUCCAACGAGACUCCGCCUCCGGAAAACCUGCAAAACCAUCCGGGAAGUGGUCAAUGAAAUGCCGCUUUGUAUAGAUUGCUUCCGCUACAAAUGCAAUGGACAAUUUCUAGAGAUAUCAACAAAUAAAGACUUCAAGGAUUUGAUGGCAAUUCUUUGUAGUGAGAAGCUGAGAAUUGACACUUUAGAAAUCGAAGACGAUCGGACAUCUGGUUGGGAGCCUCCAAUAGGAUUGAGAGCACUACGAAACACUUUCAACCAAGUGCCCAACAAACUGAAGAUCACCAAUUUGGAAUAUUGUGUUUUAGACGAGAGUGAGGAAGACUUUUAUAAUCUGGAACAAUGGAAACGUUUGAAAACGUUGAAUCUUCAAUCUCCGGGCCUUGCAUUAUCGGACAUUAUCAAAUUUUUCACACAUGUAGAGAAUUCUCAUUUGGAGAUUCACAGUUUCUAUGGUGUCAAUGAAAUUUCGAAACACGAUGAAGUCAUGCAGAUAAUAGAGAAACUCCUUCAAAAUCCCAAUCUGGAGCAGUUCAUAAUAGAAGCAAGCUAUGGCCUGAAGAGUUUAGACAUUGCAUAUAUCGACGCAAGUCUCCGACAAUACGACGUCAACUGUGAUCCGUGGGUUGACAUUCCCUACCCGGAUUCUGAUAAGAAAUUGAUGAUGUGGGUGGAGACGAAUAAGAUAUGGUUCAAGGGACCGUGUUUUGUGGAGGAAGAGGAUAGUAGUGAUGAGGAUGAAGAUGAAGAGGAGACCGAAGACGAGGAUGAAGAAGAUGAUAGGAUGAGGGACUAA
Caenorhabditis remanei is the source of this 2091-nucleotide messenger RNA. RefSeq lists its product as uncharacterized. Gene Ontology annotation, biological process: innate immune response. Bases 1 to 2091 code for a protein of 696 amino acids. Lineage: Eukaryota; Metazoa; Nematoda; Chromadorea; Rhabditida; Rhabditidae. The transcript is spliced from 8 exons. The record is from RefSeq and is a predicted model, not a curated record.